AUGUCUAAUGACUAUUCCGAUCGACGGUGUCGAAGAAACCCUCUCACUGACAUCUUACAUAGAUACAAUGAGGCUGUCCUGCAAGACAUAGAAAGUCUCCACGCCACACUCAAGGAGAUCGCCAAGAAGGUUGGGGCGUCAGAGCCUGCUGCGCUUCAGAGCACAACAUUGCGAAACUCAACAGACUCUCCUUCACAAAACGGGCGGCCAGCAUCAACCACCAAUGGCAAUGGCUACCGUCUUGGUGUAUCAGGGCAGGACAACCAUGGUCCUUCUUGCGACAACUCUCCCAAAAUCUCCCCCGAAGACGAGAAUCUCCCUCACGUACCGAUACACUCACUGUACGCACUCACCAAACUACGAGCCCUAAGGUCUCCGGAUGCUCCUGAGGGACACUCAAGUCCUGCCCUUCACGACUUCAUCGCCCGCGGAGCUCUCCGGCUCGACGAUGCCGAGCGGCUUUUCCGUCUCUACCGCGAUCGGCUCGAUCCUUUCAUGUACGGGGUGGGUUGCAAGUAUCAGCAGCUCGAUGAACUGCGACGAAGGAGUUCAAUCCUCACCGCCGCAACUCUGACGGUCGCCGCUCUCCAUGACCCACAAGCAAACGGGAUCUAUGGUGUAUGCAGCUCGGAGUUCCGUCGCCUGACGGAAAGAUCAAUGUUUGACCGUCGCGUAGACCGAGACUAUCUUCGGGCGAUGUGCGUUGCGUCGUACUGGCUGAGCGACGUGUCAUGGAUGUUGUCAGGCUACGCCAUCCGGCGAGCGGCGGAAUGCAAUCUGCACAAUAGUUAUACCAGCGCUAUCGAGGAGAAGAGCGAGGAAGCUGCUGAUGGAGCGAGAUUGUGGUAUAUCCUCAAUGUUUGCGACCAGCACCUGGCCACGCUGUAUGGGAGGCCAGCAAUCGUCCAGGAAGACUCGUCGAUGCAACAGUGGGAGAGCUUCUUAGCGUCCCCAGUAUCGAACGAGCAGGACAAACGUCUUGCAAGUCAAGUGGCACUCCUAGGCAUCAUAGGCAGCAUACGAGAGUUGUUCGGUCCAGACAAGGGGCAACCGACACCGAGAUCCUAUGUUCAUCAGAUCACGCAGUUUAACAAGGAACUUGACCAUUGGUUAAAGCAUUGGUCUGAGACGUUACCAGAAGAGUCAGAAAAUAUUGGCCGCUUUCCACGAAAAGGUGCCAAGUUGCAUUUCCACUUUGCAAAACUUCAUCUCUACUCACACAUCUUUCGUGGGCUGUCCGGAGACAGCCCAAUACCUUACCACUUCCUCGACUGCGCAGCAACAGCCAUCUCCGUCGCAACCUCAACCAUCAACUUCAUCUUGACUGACCCGGAUGUUGCUGCUGGCGUGAUAGGCAUGCCUUCGUAUCUUCACUGCAUGACUGCCUUCGCAUGUAUGUUUCUCAUCAAGGUGGCCGUGAAGUAUGGUGGGGAUCUGAUAGAGCCUGACCGCGUCUGGAAUUUGAGCACAAGUCUCGUGAGACACUUCCGAUCAUUGCCAGCUGGGAAAUGGCAUCUUGCAAAUCUCAUGGCGCCAGGUCUUGAACGGAUGGCUGCAACGUUAAAGCGUAGUCAAAAUGGUACCUUGGCUCACUUGCACGACGCAUUGCCUGCAUCAAACGGCGUCAAUGGUACUAUCGAUCCACAGCUAAUACCACCGAGCACUGAUGGGACAUUCAUCGGCUCCGAGGGGGAAUUCUUCUUUGACUAUGACAUGAGUUUUGGCUUGUCGCCAGUGUUCAACUUUGACUUGUCAUCGUUGAACCCCGAAAGUUCCACCUUGCCGGCUCAAGACUUCACCAAUAUGUCAACCGAGAUCCUCAUUACUGGUGCAGCUGGCUUCGUUGGCCAAGAGCUAGUCUCCGCUCUCGUCAAGGCCAAUCCCUCCCACCAGCUCACAAUCACCGAUGUGAUUCAGCCCCCAGUACCAGUCGAUGUAGCAGGGGAGAGCGACAGAAUCAAGUCGCUCAAGGCCGACCUCACCGACCCCGCGGCGGUGGCCGCUCUCUUGUCCAAGAAGUUUGCUGCCGUCUACCUCCUGCACGGGCUGAUGUCAGGGGGCGCCGAAGCCAAUCUCGAGCUUGGAUACACCGUUAACUUUGACUCGGUCCGGGCCGUCCUCGACCACCUCCGCAGAAACUACCCCGGCACCACGGUAGUCUUCACCAGCUCCUGCGCCGUCUACGGCCCCCGCCAGCCCGUCAGUGAAAGCGAGAUCGUGCCCAAGCCCAAGACCUCGUACGGCACUCAAAAGCUCAUGAUUGAGCUGCUCGUGGAAGACUUCUCUCGCCGCGGUCUGAUCGAUGGUCGCAUUGUUCGACUUCCCACCGUCACAGUCAGACCCGGCGCGCCUUCGGCAGCAGCCUCGAGCUUUGCCUCUGGCAUUGUCCGCGAAACGCUGAAGGGCAUCAAGAACGUCCUACCUGUGAGCCGCGACCUCGAGGUUUGGGUCUGCAGUCCCGCUACUGUGGUCAAGAACCUUAUCAAGGUCAAGGAUGUUCCAGCGGAGAAGUUCGGCGAUUCUAGGGUUGUGAACCUCCCUGGUAUCACCGUCACUGUACAGGAAAUUCUGGAUGCUGUGGAGAAGGUCGGCGGAAAGGAUGCUUUGUCUUUGAUUGAGGAGAAGAAGGACCCUGCUAUUCUGGCGAUCGUAGACACGUGGCCGGCCCGUUAUGAUGUAACCAGGGCUUACAGUCUGGGUCUGGAGCCGGAUGGACCCAUCUUGCAAGCUGUGGAAGCUUUUGCGAAGACGUUGAAGAAGUAA
Molecule: messenger RNA, 2763 nt
Organism: Colletotrichum gloeosporioides
Lineage: Eukaryota; Fungi; Ascomycota; Sordariomycetes; Glomerellales; Glomerellaceae
Product: D-erythronate dehydrogenase
Exons: 4
Coding region: 1-2763 (920 amino acids)
Source: RefSeq, a predicted model, not a curated record